CUAGAAUAAUCUCACUUUUCUCUCUGAUAAUGUUCCUUUGGUUCUUUUUUCCUUUAAUGAAUUUAGAACGAAUUUUACAGUUUUUUUGCGCUUUAUGUUUUAGCGUUUUGUAAUCUGUAGGAAUAGAGCUGAUUUUUUUCAAUCGCUUACCAGUUGAAAUUCAUUUUGUUUGAUUGUCAAUUUUUUUUGCUCAAAAUUUUUGAUGAUGAAUGAGCAUUUAGUUGACUAUUUGCACGUUACCUUCUCCAAGCAAUUUGCAUAAACUGAUUAUAGGCCACAAUUUCAUGAACAAAAUUUACAUAUUGGAACUUGUUUGCGAAAUUCACAGGGUUUCUAAAUCCUUUGCCUUGAAUCGAAAACUGUUCGUCUUUGUUGAGAAUUUUUCGAACGCUUUACAGCGUAUAUUGUUCCAUAGAUGCUAACAUAUGUGGUUUUUGUGAGGGAUUUUUGGCAUUCUUCUGAAAACAAGAGGCUUGAUUUUUCAGAGGAUUUUCACCGCUCUUUUGCGUGCAAAAAGGCUUCACUUUCAAUGGAUUUUUCAGUUUCUGUGAAUCCAAAAGGACCGAUUGUUUGAGGAAUUUCCAUUUUCUCAGCUCCUAAAAGGACUUGGAUUUUGAAGAAUCCUCAAUUGUUAAAGGCCUGAUCGUGAUCUUUUUCAUGAAUUUGCACAGGCUUAAAGUUAUUAAAUCAAAUAUUAGGAAGAGAAGAACGAAACAGCGCUCCACAUUUGCUUUUUCUCCGAAUUGCUUCGAGAUUUGAAGAAGUAUGCAGGCUUCAAUAUUCUGUGAUUCUUUAACGAGACACUUGACCUCACUUUCACGGAACUUUAAGCACUUGAGCAAGAAUAAUUCAUAGAAUCUAAAGGUUUCCUGAAAGCUCUAAACUCAGGGUUCCUCUCUUUUUUUUUGUUUCCCUUCUCAUCAUUAUUUUUUGAGUUUUCAUGAGAUUUUAGGGCGAAAUCUGGAGCCAUUUGUCAGACCGAAAGCUUCAUAUUUGCUAGUCUCUAAUGGCCUAAAACCUAAAACCUAAAACCUUAAAGUGAACCCCAGCUUUUCCUCAGAAAAAAACAGCAAUAUAGCAAACAAAAACCCUAAUUUUUCCACUUUCAAUUUCUCUGCGUCCUGAGCGUCUUUUGCAGAGAAGGAACGGACACGAUGUUUUUUACAUCAUAUAUAUGCAUUUCUGGCCGUCCGAUCUAUCGCAAACUCGAUUGAACAAUAACGGUCGACCUGAGUCUUCACCCGACCUAUCGAGCUCCCCUGGUCGUCCGUCGUCGGAUCAUCCGGAGCUAAUCGCGAGUAUUUGUCCAGGUUCGGCGACUUCUUCUGGCCGCACGGGAAGGAUUAGCGCGAUGGUGGCUAACGAUGAGUCCUCGCCCUCGCCCUCGCCCAAAUCGGCGUGGAAUUCGCCGAGGAAUCGGGUGAAGUUUCUGUGCAGUCAUGGGGGAAGGAUCCUACCACGACCGUCCGAUGGACAGCUUAAGUACGUCGGUGGCGAGACACGUGUCAUCGCCGUGCCACGCGAUGUUUCCUUUUGCGAUCUUAUGAAGAAGCUAACAAAGCUAUUCGAGGCAAACGUGGUGCUGAAGUACCAGAUCCAGCCUGAGGACCUUGACGCCCUGGUCUCCGUCACAUCUGAUGAAGACCUUCGCCACAUGAUGGAGGAGCACGAUCGCUACGAGCGACAGGAGGGUACCCCAAGGAUUCGGACCUUCCUCUUCUCAAGCCGGCCCCAUGCCCUCGAGCUUCGAUACAGUAGCUCAAUGUCAGACCUCCAUCACCUAUCAGAACAUAGAUACCGGGAAAACCUGGCAGAUGCCCACAGCCUUGAGCAACGAUACAUAGAUGCAAUCAAUGGCGUGCGUGGGGCUCGACAGGCUUCCCUAAUGUCCUCUACCUGCUCAUCUCCUAAGUCAAGUUUACCAGACUGCCCCUUUUUGUCAGAUCACGACCACGACCACGACCAUGAACCCCUGUCCCCCAGCUCAGUGGUGCCCAAACCUAUAGAGUUACAAAGAGUUCACAGCUCUCCGAACCUCCUGCAAGGAUGGCACCAGAUGAGCACUGGUUGUGUCUCCCUAGCUUACCACCCUCCGAGGUGGCAUGGAAACCAAGGUGGGAGUGCUAAUUUCUAUAAUAACAAUUACAGGGGUUAUAGUGGUGGUGGUGGUUCAACUGCUGGGAAGGUUCAUCGUAUGUGUUAUCUAAACAAUGGGUAUGCAAGGGCCCCCACCCAUCCUGCUUCGAGGUAUUACUACUCUCCUUUUGCACAGCAACAGAGAUGUCACGAGGACCCGGGUUGUGCUCAUCCAGUAGAGAAGGGGUGUUGGUAUAGAGGAAGUGGAGAGGGAGACGACCUUCCCCAUGGCUCCCUGCAUGGCAGAAAGGGUGUUAUGUGAGUGAGCAUGUAGUAAGUAGUGAAGCCAAUGGUAGCAACAUUUAAGCUGUUGUUCAAGAGAGCUUUUAAUUUGAGGUGUGAAUGCAUUCUUCUUGUGGUGCUUGCGAUGUUUAUGGGGUUAGUAUAGUGGCCAUGAUCUUGAAUCUUGAGUGAGUUUGCAGGGACUUUGGUCAUGGCCCAUUGAAGCCAAUCUCAGCGAUUGUACUAGAGAACUGGAAACAUGGCUGGAUUGCAAAAUUUAUCCAUUGAUGUACAUUAUCUGUAAAAGUUUCUCAUGGUGUAUGUAAAAGUUUCUCGGGGUGUUUCUAA
Molecule: messenger RNA, 2706 nt
Organism: Amborella trichopoda
Lineage: Eukaryota; Viridiplantae; Streptophyta; Magnoliopsida; Amborellales; Amborellaceae
Source: RefSeq, a predicted model, not a curated record